AUGCUUGGCAAGACUUCAGUCAUCUUUUGGGUGCUGCUGGACUCGGCGAUUGCCGCCUCGAACCAUGCGCCUACCGCGGUGCUUGGGUCUGGCCUGGUCAUUGGCACCACGACGGUCCUGCCAUCGUCCACGGCUACCGUUAAGAAGUUCCUCAGCAUUCCGUACGCCGUCACGCCACCGAAGCGCUUCCUGCCGCCCGAGCCUCUCUUCCGCUACGAUGGACCCGUGAACGCCACUCAGUCCCUCCGUUAUGCAUCCAGCAAAAUUAUGAAAGCUCACGAAACCCCGGAGCAAGUGGCCGCCGAGAGCGAGGACUGCCUGUACUUGAAUGUUUACGCCCCGGCCCGGCCUAGCUGCAAGGGCGGCAGAGCCGUCAUGUUCUGGAUCCAUGGUGGCGAUUUGACGUCCGGUACCAGCUCGGCCUUUGACGGCACAAGCUUCGCUGCCAACCAGGACGUUGUGGUCGUAACAAUGAACUAUCGUGUGAAUGUCUUCGGCUUCUCCAACGCGCCCAAUCUACCGCUCGAGUCCCGCAACGUCGGUUUUCUGGACCAGAGAACGGCGCUAGCCUGGGUGCAGAGGAACAUUGCAGCAUUCGGCGGCGACCCGCGGAAAGUGACCAUAUUCGGCGAGUCCUCCGGCGCGUCGUCCAUCGACCGGCUGUUAACCACGAUGCGGGACGACCCGCUGCCCUUCCGCGCAGCCAUCCUCCAGAGCGGCCAGGCGACCGUGAGCCCGUUCCCCAACGACGGCGGACCCGCGGCUUGGAAAGAGCUCGUGUCCGCCCUGAACUGCACAUCGUCGUCUUCGGGUGCGGACGCGGCCGCCGGCGAGCGCGAGGAGUUUGCGUGCGUUCAGAGUGCGGAUGCCUUCGCCAUCAGGGCCAUUCUGAACUCGGCCGCGCUGGAUUUUGGCCCUGUCAACGACAACGUCACGCAGCGGGCCACGCCGUUUCCGGAUGCGAGACACGCCGCCCGGGUGCCGCUCCUCAUCGGCAGCAACGGGCAGGAGGGCAUGAAUCUAGGGCCGUCGUAUGGGAUCACCAACUUCUCGUCUGUCACAGAACCGGUCUUGGACCAGUUCUUGACCGUGAUAACGGCUGCGUACCCUUGGUACAACUUGUUCGAAGCGGGAGCCCAGCUGUACACGGAGGUCGUGUACCAAUGUCCGGCCAAGAUUGUGGCAGAGGCCUCUGUCCGAGACAGCAUCCCGACAUGGCGAUACUACUACAACGCUACCAUUCCGAAUCUUCAGCCUGAAGGAUAUCCGACUCUCGGUGCUUUUCACGGUGCGGACUUGGAUAUGGUGUUUGGCACCUACCCUGCUGCAAACGCGACAGAGCAGGAGAUUGCGUUGAGUGCGUUCUUGCAGACGGCUUGGGCGACCUUCGCGAAGGACCCAGUGCGUGGUCCGGGAUGGAAGGCACUGGACACGUCCAGCAACGAGCUUGCUUGCUUAGGGUGUAGAGGGAGCACUGGCGUUCAGAUGAUAUCUGCGAACGUGACUGAUGCAAGGUGCUCACAGUAUGCUCCGCUAUUCACGGCGUCUACGCCGUAUUUCUGA
Molecule: messenger RNA, 1563 nt
Organism: Thermothielavioides terrestris NRRL 8126
Lineage: Eukaryota; Fungi; Ascomycota; Sordariomycetes; Sordariales; Chaetomiaceae
Exons: 5
Coding region: 1-1563 (520 amino acids)
Source: RefSeq, a predicted model, not a curated record